CACUAAAUUUGGACCGAUGAUUGCCCUUCACCAUAAAAAUGGAUUAAACAUCAAUCCCACAUAUGACAAUGAUGUGAGAUGUGCUGAGAUGGUCGGUCAAAUAGCGGAAGGCAUCAAAGACACUCUCGCUGCCCAGCUACAAGCGGCCCGUUACCUCGCAGUCCUGAUAGAUGGCGAUACGGACAUAUCAAACACGGAGUGUGAGAUUGUGUAUGUGCGCUUCGUGGAGGAUGGCAGACCGGUGACCCGCCUCGUCGGCCAACAGGCUCUCUUACACGCUCAUGCGCAAGGUGUCCUGGCUGGAACCAAUGCAGCAUUUGAUGCUCUUGGACGUGGUACAUGCGACUGGAAGGCCAAGUGUGUCGCAUUUGGUGCAGAUGGUGCUAAAGUCAACAUGGGUGUGCAUAGGGGAGUGAGUGCUCUACUCAAACAGGCAGCCGGACAGCAUGUAAUUCCCAUUCAUUGCAUGCCUCACAGGUUGGAGUUGGCCAUUCUCAACCUGCAGCGCAAUGAGACAAUGGUGGCCAAAGUCUAUGACCUUCUCCAUCUUGUGUGGAAGACGUACCACCAGAGCCCUAAAUCCAGGCGUGAGCUGAACCUGAUUGGAAAAGAGCUAGGUGUGAGGGUCUGCUCUCCUUCGAGCGUGAAAGGGACGAGGUGGAUUCCCCAUGUACACCGGGCACUGAGUGUGUUCCUUCGUGCAGCAAAAGAAGGGAGUCUGUCAACUGACAGUGGUCAGUAUUCGGCUGUUUUGCGCCACAUGGACCACCUUGCCUCCUCAGCAGCCAGUGCUGAAAUUCAAGGGCGUGCAAAGAAGGGUGUACCACUCUCGGGAGAUGUCACAGGAAUGCAGCAGAGGCUACAGAGAAACAUCACCUCUGUCAUCACCACCACUGUGGAAGCCAUUAACACCAGAUUCGGCAGUCUCAUUAAUGAGGACUCCGAAGACUACUCUGCAGUGAAUUGCAUGAAAAUCUUUCAUCACGACACCUGGCCUGAGAAUACCAAUGAACUGGUUGAUUAUGGAAACGAUCAGUUGGAGGCCCUAAUGGAGCAUUUUCGUCAUGUCCUUACAAGCUCUGGAUGCCAGAUGGAUGCUUUGCCAGGGGAAUGGCAGAGUUUGAAGACCCUUGUCAGCUACACGUUUAAGGACAAGUCCUACAGCAGCUUAUGGCAAACAGUUUCAACCAAAGAGCCAUACAGAACUGACUACAAGAACAUCCUACACCUUGUGGACAUACUGUUGGUCCUCCCAAUUUCUUCUGCACAGUGUGAGCGGGGCUUCUCUGCGCAGAAACGCCUCAAAAGCUCUUUGAGGAGCUGCUUGCAUGUCUCCACCACAGAGGAUCUUAUCAGGAUCACUACAGAGGGCCCCUCACUUGAAUUAUUUGAUCCCACUAAAUGUGCCGAAAACUGGCUGUCAGCUGGAAAAAGGUCACGUCGACCCAACUACAAGUCAUGGCCAAGUGAUUCCGAGUCCGACAUGAUUUUUGUGUAGCCUAAAUGUGAUCUUUUCUAUUUAUCUUUUUAGUAAAUUGGUGCUGUUUUGUGUAGCCUAAAUGUAAUCUUGUCUAUUUGUAUUAAUUUAGUUUUAGUAAGUUGGUGCUGUUGGUGCGGUUGGUGUGUGC
Anoplopoma fimbria (sablefish) is the source of this 1628-nucleotide messenger RNA. RefSeq names its product zinc finger protein 862-like. The record is from RefSeq and is a predicted model, not a curated record. Gene Ontology annotation, molecular function: protein dimerization activity. Bases 17 to 1498 code for a protein of 493 amino acids. Lineage: Eukaryota; Metazoa; Chordata; Actinopteri; Perciformes; Anoplopomatidae. The transcript is spliced from 6 exons.